Molecule: messenger RNA, 4279 nt
Organism: Chelonia mydas (Green sea turtle)
Lineage: Eukaryota; Metazoa; Chordata; Testudines; Cheloniidae
Product: neurogenin-1-like
Exons: 1
Coding region: 2716-3432 (238 amino acids)
Molecular function (GO): protein dimerization activity
Source: RefSeq, a predicted model, not a curated record
UCUCACAAUUUUAAUCACAAAUCUUGCAAUUUUGGUAAUUCCCAGCUCUUUGAGUCAUAUUAUUACAUGAGAACUUCAGAUUUAAUUUAAAAUGUAAUGUAAGUUUUUAGCUCUCAUGGUUGCAGAGAAAUAUUGAUAAAUACAAAGUAAUGCACAUUAGAAAACAUAAUCCCAAUUAUACAUACAAAAUGAUGGGUCUAAAUUAGCUAUUAGCACUCUAGAAAGAUCUUAGAGUCAUCUGGGAUAGUUCUCUGAAAAUAUCUACUCUUUGUGCAGAAGCUAACCAAAUUUCAGGAACCGUUAGGAAAGGAAUAGAAAAAAUAGUGGUACUAUAUAAAUCCAUGGUACACCCACACUUUGAAUUCUGGUUGCCCCAUCUCAAAAAAGAUAUAUUAGAAUUGGGAAAAGUACAGAGAAGGGGGUGGAACAGCUUUCAUGUGAGGAGAGAUUAAAGACUGGCUCUGUUCAGUUUAGAAAAAGAGAUAACUAAGGGGGGAUAUGAUAGAGGUCUACAAAAUCAUGAAUGGUGUGGAGAAAGUGAAUAGGGAAGUGUUAUUUAUCCCUUUACAUAACAUUAGACCCAGGGGUCAUCCGUUGAAAUUAAUCUCAGCCUAUGUGCAGUGUGCCCAGCCCUUUGAUAGCUUCAUCAUCAGCCAGGUAAAAUUAACAGGCAGCAGGUUUAAAACAAUUAAAAGGAAGUACUUCUUCACACAAUGAACAUGUUUUGUUUCCAGUUAGCUCCAGGUAGAGUUCAAACAAGGUACAAGCACUGUUAAUUCUCAUCAAUGAGGAAAGGCUCCUGAUACCCACAAGGGCAGUUCUCCUACCCUCAGCAAGCAGUAAUGUUCAGCAGUCGGCAAAAGACAAUGCAUAGAACACAUGCAAAAAUUGCUACACUAAAUAAAUGUUACUUCAUCCUACUUGUAUGUGGUUUAUUUUCAUUUCUGCAUUCAUUAAACUGUCCCUGGGCUAGAUCCAGCCCUGGCUGAUAUCAACAGUCAAUCUGUGAAAUUCUUGGCCUUCACAACAUCCACUGGCAAGAAGUAUAACUGGGUUCAAAAAAAGAAUGAGAAAAGUUCAUGGCGAAUAGGAUCUUUACUGGCUAAUAGCCAAGAUGGUCAGGGACGUAACCCCAUGCUGUUGGCCCAUGCUGUUGAUGUCUAAACAUCUAACUACAAGAAGCUGGGACUGGACAACAGGGGAUGGAUCACUUGAUAAAUGCCCUGUUCUAGGCAUUCCCUCUGAAGCAUCUGGCAGAGGCCAUACUAGGCUAGAGGGAUCAUUGGUCUGAUCCAGUAUUUUCAUUCUUAUGUUCUUAAGCUCGAAAACAUGAGUCCUAAUGGCUCAAACACCAUGAGGCAAAUAAAAAGAACAGAACACUUAUUAUUCUAAGGUUGGUAUGCACAUGUAUGUCUUCGAUGGCUCAGGGAAUGAUCAAUAAGGUGUUAAGUGUCUCACUACUGAAUCCCUGACCAAAUGUUAUCAUGUACAGAUAUUCACUGAACUUACGGGGAUCAGUCUUAGUCCAGGUCCCCGUGGACAGGUGUAAACACCUGCACAAAUGAAAUGGCAUCAAAGACACACAUUCCACAAAAAGGAGUGCCUAUAUUUUGCUUUAUGUGCACUUGACACCCCUUAAAAAUACAGUUACACAAACAGACUAUGCUAGGAGCACCUAUUCUCCAGAGAAGUCACAUAAAUCACCCAGCAGUUAAAAUUAUAUCUGAUGAUCUCUCACCAGAAUCCUCCCAGUCCCAGAAAGCAAAUGUGUGUUGCAGAGUGCCCUGAAGGUCAUUAAAGGAGCACUACUAAACUGGCACGGAAAGAUCUAGGCUGACAGGAUGAUGUGGGAGAAGCUUGCACUGUCACACCUAAACUAUACCCAGUCUGUGGAAAGAGGGACUUCAGGACUCUCAGUCCGUGACCUUUCCUGCUCACUAAACAAACGGCUCCACCAGGCUUGAUUUGUGUGCUAUUGUACCGUACCGACUUCAGUUAUUAAACCUCCAGCCCACUAUAUGGGUCCCCUGAGCUAUCAAUCACCAGGAGUCCCGCCAGCCCAUAAGGCUGCGUGUCUCAGAAGCGGUUACCGGCACCGCAUGGUUUUACGGCUUCAGGAACACUCAGCAGCGCUCCAACAUGGUUUUUAAAGCCACGUGGAUCACUGAAAACUCCCUGACGCUAUUUCAUCCAUUCCCAGACCCAGCCAACGUGAGUCCCCCGCGCUGAACGCAAGGUGCCGCUUCCAGCAGAAGGGGAGCUCAGCAGCGCGCUCCCGGGGCGGGGCGGGCCGGGGCUACUUUUCAAUUGUCGCACGGCGGGCCUGGACUGUGCGCGCCUUUCCAGUGGAAAAAAUACCCCCGGAUCUAAUUGCAUUUUGGAUUAUUAGGAUUAACGUCUCUUUGAUUCCUGGGGUCACACUUCAAGGGAUCACUGGAGAGAAACUAAUCCCCACUGACUGAAUGCGUUUAAUAGACUUUCUUUCUGUUAUAAGUGACAAAUUAUUCACGGUUUAGCUUUGAGCACUAGCUUUGUUUUAAACCCCUUCUCCCCGCCCCGGGAGGGAACCUUCUCUGCCUCUCCACGCGUCCCAUUUGCAAUAUAAACAAACCCACCCGUCCAGGUUUCUGGAUAGACUUUCGCGUGUCUCCGAGAAAGGAACGGGCGGGCGGGCGGGCAGAUCUAACCUCUCUGUUUCAAGCGCUCGGGCCUAGGAUGAAAGCCCGCUGCACUCCGGAGCCGGUAAGGGCGGGUGGCCACUUUCCCAGCUACCGUUUCUCAGCGCUGCCGCCCUGCCACUGCAGAGCCCGGGUGCAAAGGGAGGCGGCGGCGGCGGAGGGGAGAGGUUUCCAGGGAAACGCAAGGGAUUUCCAGCCCGCCGGUGCUGCACGCUGGACAGUGACCGAUGCCCGAUUUCCCCAGGGAUCCGUGAGCCUGAAUCCCGGGGGACUGGCCCUAGUGCGCACCACAGCCUGGGGGGCCCCGCCUGGGCUCCAGAGGAAGAGAGCGCUGGCGGGCUGGGGAUACGAUCCUUUCGCGGGGGCAUGGAGCAGACGGCGCCGGCGGCUGGCAGCCAAUGCCCGGGAAAGGAGGCGGAUGCUGGCUUUGAACGUGGCCUUUGAUCGUCUGCGGAGCGUCAUCCCGGCGCUGCGUAACGAAAAGAAACUGUCCAAAGCGGAGACUCUGCAGAUGGCCAAGAUCUACAUCUCCAUGCUGAGCGAGCUGCUGCAGAGGGGAGAAGGCGCGGGCGGCCCGCGGGGCACGGGGGAGACGCUGGCCCUGCAGAAGGGGGGAAGCACCCAGCGCCCAGACACGGUUGCGCCCCCAUCCACGGAGAAAUGCAGCCCUAUGCUUCCACCAGCCAGGAACUCAUCCCGGGCGCUUAAUUCACCCCGGAGUGCUGCCACGGAGCCGAGAGCCACACGGUCCUGACCCCACCUGCAGCGCCAAGGAGAGCAGCCUAUGCCCACGGGUCUGGGAAGCGCCGGAGCCGCGGGUUUCAGAGACAGUGGCUAGCUCGCCCCGCCCGCCCCCGAAAACAGCGGAACUGCCUGCAGGAAACGAAGCCAGGCAGCCUUUCCAGGGCAAAACCCUACCUUGAAAUAAGGCAAUCAGAGAAAGUAAAUAACUGGACGAAUAAAACAGUUCAGGGCGACCCACAACAUUGGCAAAAAGUGAAAGGCGGCUGCAAAGAAAAGGACUGGACUGGAUGGAGAGAGACUGACAGUAGGUAGCUGUCCAAAACCUUGUUAGAGGCUAUUUAUCGUCUAUGGGGGCUGAUUCCAACUGUACUUUUCUAUAGAGAAAGGCAGGAGACAAAGUAGGCGACUAUGGCAACAACUCUGAAGGAUGGUUUUGCUACACUGAAGAGAAACACUUCAGUACGUUGUCACACUUCGUGCUGUUUUCAUUUCCAGGGCUGCUUUUUUGGAGGUAUGGUCUAACUUUUUAACUCCUUUAGUAGUAGUAACCCAGCAGCGUUUAAGUGGACAUGCAGCUGUCUUCCAUGGACGCUUUCCAGAGACUUGUCCUUCACCUCUUCCUUUCACUUGAGGAUUCCCUUAAAUAGAUUCAGCGAUUUGGCACAGCACGAGAGAGAAAAUGUUUUGUUUCCAGUUAGCUCCAGGUAGAGUUCAAACAGGGUGCAAGCACUGUUAAUUCUCAUCAGUGAGGAAAGGCUCCAGUUCUCCUACCCUCAGCAAGCAGUAAUGUUCAGCAGCCGGCAAAAGACAAUGCCGAGAACAGGUGCAAAAAUUGCUACACUUAAUAAAUGUUACUU